ACAUAGCAUAAGCAGGCAGUCUGUCUAGUCUAUUGUUCUUUCUGGUAAAAUUAUACAUAGCAUAAGCAGGCAGUCAUGCUUUCUGUUCACGUGUUUGGAUGAGCUAUCCCGUAUAGCUGACUAAACCAAUUAUUUCUGUGCGGAUGUCACUCGUGACUGGUUUAUACUUGUUCACUAAAGUCUCAGGUUUUUCUUUACGGGAAGCGGAGACUUAUCAAUCUAUCAACUAAAUUUGAAUGUUAAGAUAGAUGAAAAUUCAAUAAAAAGUGCUUCGACGAGCCAUGCUUGAAAGUUGAAACCCAUCACUGAUGAUGCCACAUUAACCCCUCUUUUCACGUUUCCUUGUCGCCCACUUGGUAUUUACAAAACCUUUUCACCUAAAACUCCACUCCAAAAAUUGCGCCUUAAAAUUUAUAUUUAUUACCUACUCCAUUGUUUAUGACGUGAAAUCGUACGUUAACAAAACCUGCUUUCCCUAUUUAAUUACUCCCUGAGAUAUGAUUACGUCUCUCUCACUCUUGUUACCAACAUCAAUUUCUUCAUGAAUUCAAAUCUUCACCUCUUUCCAGAAAAGCUCAAGAGUCAAAUGCUACUACACUUCUUUUGAAGGAACUCUUUUCCUUAGGAAAAAAGAAAAAAAAAUCCGUACUCAUUGAUAUUUCUUUUUUAAAUUACUGAGUGUUAUUUAGGUCUCUGUAAUGAUGGUGAUCCGUUUCAACCAAUAAAAACAGUUGCUUAUGCUGAUACUUCCUUUCAUUGUUAAGCAUUGGGCUCAAGCUCGAACCUGCAUUUUGAAAUUCCAGGGAGCAAACUAUGAACAAGUUUCCCAUAUACCCAAAAUAUGAAGGUGGGGACUAUUGUGGCUACGAAUUUGAUCCUCACACAGACUUUACGGAUUUCUUGUCAGAAGCGAGAAAGCAUGUAUCUGAAGGGAAAUUCAGCACUACACCUCCACGUUCUGUGGAACUGAGAAACAACAAUUUUGGAAAUGAUGUUAAGAAAACUUGCAAGAGAUCAUGGAAAAGCUCUCUGUUUUCAUGGCUGAAGACUGAUAAGAAGAAGAAUCAGGGAAGCAAAGAAACUUCAAAAGGCUCCACCAUUAACAAGCCGAAUCGUGGAUGUGUCUCUGGUCCAAUGCCAGGGAUCAGCGGGCCAGGUACUAUAGCUGGAAGGCCCAAUAAUCCUUUGUCUGGGCCCCUAACAUAUCUGUUCAGUCCAAUUAACAGAGUGGACAAUGAAAUACCUUAUCUCUGUCUUAACAAGGUUAAGAAUAAUACUCCUGAUGUUCAAUCUUAUGGGCCUCUUUAUCUGGUAACUUAAGAUUGCAAAAGGGUAGGUCUAAUUUAGCAGAGACUACAGGUAUGUGUCUUGAAUCUAUGUGUUUGGUGAAAGCAAACAAAUAUCAUAAGCAAAAAAGAAUUUGCAUUUGUUGCAACUUGCAAGGAACAGCUUCUUUUUCAUCAUCACAUGCUAGUCUAGGAAUAGGUUCUGAAUUCAACCAUGAUUUUGGAGUUUUGAAUUUGAAUAGCGUCAACAUCAACAUUUUGUUUGACGAAUUUCAGGAAAA
Messenger RNA from Solanum pennellii, 1567 nucleotides. RefSeq lists its product as uncharacterized. The record is from RefSeq and is a predicted model, not a curated record. The transcript is spliced from 3 exons. Bases 814 to 1320 code for a protein of 168 amino acids. Lineage: Eukaryota; Viridiplantae; Streptophyta; Magnoliopsida; Solanales; Solanaceae.